Messenger RNA from Gracilinanus agilis (Agile Gracile Mouse Opossum), 2995 nucleotides. RefSeq names its product solute carrier family 6 member 12 (gene SLC6A12). Gene Ontology annotation, biological process: sodium ion transmembrane transport; neurotransmitter transport. Gene Ontology annotation, molecular function: gamma-aminobutyric acid:sodium:chloride symporter activity. Bases 106 to 1929 code for a protein of 607 amino acids. The transcript has 15 exons. NCBI's taxonomy places the organism in Eukaryota, Metazoa, Chordata, Mammalia, Didelphimorphia, Didelphidae. Gene Ontology annotation, cellular component: plasma membrane. The record is from RefSeq and is a predicted model, not a curated record.
UAGGCAAGUGUCACUGACUAAGGCAGCUAAGACCCAGGUCUUUAUGGGAAGGAAGGCUCCGUUGCUUCUUCCUCUCUCCUGUUCCCUCAGCACUCUCUUAGUGCAAUGGAUGGCAAAGUGGUGAUCCUGGAGGAUGGUCCCCCAACUGUUUCCUGGGGCCCUGAAGAAGAGGAGAAGGAGGAGAAGAUUGAAGAGCGUGGUCAGUGGGCUAAUAAGAUGGAGUUUGUGCUAUCAGUGGCUGGAGAGAUCAUUGGCCUAGGCAAUGUUUGGAGGUUCCCAUAUCUCUGCUACAAGAAUGGAGGCGGUGCCUUCUUUAUCCCUUACUUCAUCUUCUUCUUCACCUGUGGCAUCCCACUUUUCUUCCUGGAGACAGCACUGGGUCAGUACACCAGUCAGGGCAGUGUUACAGCCUGGAAAAAGAUCUGUCCCCUCUUUGAGGGCAUUGGUGUAGCUUCUGUGGUCAUUGAGGCCUAUCUAAAUGUUUACUACAUCGUUAUCCUCGCCUGGGCCCUCUUCUACCUAUUUAGUUCCUUCACCUCACAGCUGCCCUGGACUACUUGUACCAAUUUCUGGAACACAGAAUACUGUGUGGAUUUUAUGAAUUGUUCAGGUUCAAAUAAUCUGAAGUCAUCGAACAAAAGCAUCUCACCAGUCAUCGAAUUCUGGGAGAAGCGGGUCCUGGGCAUUACCAUGGGCAUCCAUGAUCUAGGUGCCCUACGCUGGGAGCUGGCCCUGUGCCUUCUGCUUGCCUGGAUUAUGUGCUAUUUCUGCAUCUGGAAGGGAAUUAAGACUACAGGGAAGGUGGUUUAUUUCACAGCCACAUUCCCUUAUCUGAUGUUGAUCAUCUUGCUGAUUCGAGGAGUCACCCUUCCGGGGGCCUAUGAAGGGAUCAUCUAUUACCUGAAACCAGACUUGGUCCGCCUCAAGGACCCCCAGGUGUGGAUGGAUGCAGGCACUCAGAUCUUCUACUCCUUUGCCAUCAGUCAGGGUUGCCUCACCGCCCUGGGCAGCUACAACAAAUACCACAACAACUGUUACAGGGACUGUAUUGCCCUCUGCUUUUUGAAUAGUGCAACCAGCUUUGUGGCUGGCUUUGUUGUCUUCUCCAUCUUGGGCUUCAUGUCUCAGGAGCAAGGGAUGCCCAUCUCUCAAGUGGCAGAAUCAGGUCCUGGCCUGGCCUUCAUUGCAUUCCCUAAGGCAGUAACCAUGAUGCCCAUAUCUCAGCUUUGGUCCUGUCUCUUCUUCAUCAUGCUGAUAUUCUUGGGACUGGAUAGCCAGUUUGUCUGUAUGGAGUGCCUGGUGACAGCCUCCAUGGACAUGUUCCCCAGGCAGCUACGGAAGCCAGGGAGGAGGGAACUCCUCAUCCUCUUCAUGGCUGUCGUGUUCUACUUGAUCGGACUUCUCCUUGUCACUGAGGGUGGAAUGUACGUAUUCCAGCUGUUUGAUUAUUAUGCCACCAGUGGCAUGUGCCUACUCUUCCUUUCAUUUUUAGAGGUGAUCUGCAUUGGCUGGGUGUAUGGAGCCGAACGUUUCUAUGAUAAUGUUGAAGACAUGAUUGGCUACCGGCCAUGGCCACUGGUGAAGAUCUGCUGGCUUUUCCUAACUCCUGGACUUUGCUUGGCCACAUUUCUGUUCUCCCUGAUCAAGUACACACCCCUCAAAUAUAACAAUGUCUAUGUGUACCCACCAUGGGGAUAUUCAAUUGGCUGGAUGCUGGCACUCUCUUCCAUGGUCUGUGUUCCAAUCUUCUUCAUUAUAGGCUUACUGAAGAGUCAAGGCUCCUUCAAGAAGCGCCUUCAACAACUUAUCUCCCCAGCCUUGGAUCUGCCGCAGCCCAAGCGGUAUUCCGAUGGUGUUCAUAGGCCGAGUUGUUCAUUUUCUCCAGCUAAAGAGGGACUGAUGACCUUGGAGAAAGAGACUCACCUGUAGACCACGGUGGGAGCUUGGAGAGAUUAAUAGUCAGAAACUUGAGAUGAGCCUCUUCAGUGCCUUCUUAUCAGAUAGCAUUCCCUUAUUCCCCCCCUUGUUCUAAUUCUAUCAUGCAAAAAAUGGGAAUGAAAAUGGCUUCCCUUGUAGCAAGGGCCAAAUUCCUAUCAUUUCCUCAGGUGGUGCAGCUAUAUUCCUAACUGCUUCUUCCUGGAUGAGCAUAAAUGACUUGGUUAAAGAUGUUAUCACUGGUACAUGCCAUGCGAUAAAGGGGUGUCUUGUUGGAAUACACUAUCUUAUACAUAGGGGAAAGGAAUCAUUUUGCAAAUCAGUAUGUUGUGAGAAUUUGAGGAAGGUCAGAGAGAGAGAGAGAGAGUUAUUUGACUAGAGUAUGUCACAUUAGGAGAGAACAUCUAAAGCCAUACCCCAUGCGGUAUGGCUUGUGUGUUGGGGAGGGGAUCUCUGUUGGAGCACAUUUCUGGUGAGAGGAUUAUAAAUAGAAUUACCAUGAUGUAAGGAGAUUUCAUGUGAAAUGUACUAUGUGUUGAUUUGGGGGUCCCCUCAAAACAUGCAAAGACGUGGAAUGCAUUAGAAAAUAUGCCCAUUAUGUUUCAGUACUUCCAUUAAAAUUGAUUAGUAGGCAGUCAUGUCUUCAAAAUUGUCCUAGAAAUAGUCUUCCCUUGGAACAGGGGAAAUGGGAAGGGGAAAGGACAGAAUCUAGAACCUGGUGAUUUUAAUCCUAAGGUUUAAUGGAAACUCUUACCCCCAGGUAAGGAGAACCAAUCAAAAGGAAAGUUUUUUGGCAUGUUACUAUCAAUGCCCACAAAGUCUCUGGAAGUAACUGUUCCUCAUUAGUGAUCCCCUAGUUCCAUGUUUUCAUUCCAUCAGAAACAAUAGCACUGGGAAGUGGGGCAAGGAGACAAUUGCCACAAGAAAAACUGAACACACCAUUUUCCCUCUGCCCUUGCCCUCCUUAGCCCCUUUAACCCUACCAGGACUUGUACAAAUUAUUCUACUUUGGAGGAAAGUUUAAAGCAGGACAUAGAAAUAAAAUUGUGAAGUUCUUGGA